Molecule: messenger RNA, 462 nt
Organism: Perkinsus marinus ATCC 50983
Lineage: Eukaryota; Perkinsozoa; Perkinsida; Perkinsidae
Exons: 3
Molecular function (GO): RNA binding
Source: RefSeq, a predicted model, not a curated record
CUUUUCGUUGGGUGCCUACCGUAUAGUAAGACGACGCUCGACUUGGCGCAAUUGUUCGGACAGUUUGGUCCGAUCCUUGAGGUUGCCUUGCUUACUAAUUCUGAGGGGAAGUCCAAGGGUGCUGCUUUUGUUACAUUUGCUUACGCUCCUGAUGCUGAGGCUGCGAUGUCUAUGAAUGAGUAUUGUUUUCCGGGCUCAUCACGAUCUAUCAACGUAUCAUAUGCUACCAAUCAGACAUGGGUGCCUGGUGGUAUGGGCAAUAGCAACAACAACAAUGGUCGUAAUGCCCUCUCUAGAGGGCAAGGAGGCAACGUCUCAAGGACCGGUGGCGGCGGGGGCGGUGGGGGCACUCAGUCGUACUUCCCCCUCAAACACGGCAUUCCUGGUGCUGCUGGAAGCCCACCCUUGAUGUUUACUUCUAAUCGUAAUCCAACAGUGAGCUCAGUAGCAAGCACAGCGUAA